Molecule: messenger RNA, 3150 nt
Organism: Torulaspora delbrueckii
Lineage: Eukaryota; Fungi; Ascomycota; Saccharomycetes; Saccharomycetales; Saccharomycetaceae
Gene: NMD5
Product: Nmd5p
Exons: 1
Coding region: 1-3150 (1049 amino acids)
Biological process (GO): protein import into nucleus
Cellular component (GO): cytosol; nuclear envelope
Molecular function (GO): small GTPase binding
Source: RefSeq, a predicted model, not a curated record
AUGGAUGUCAAUACAUUACUGCAAUGUUUUGCUUGCACGCUGGAUCAUGAUGCUGGUAUAAGGGCCGAUGCCGAGCGACACUUGAAGCAGGCAAGUUGCCAACCUGGUUUUUUGGGGGCCUGUUUGGACAUCAUUGCCUCUAGUGAAGUACCAUUGAAUAUAAAGAUGUCAGCGUCCUUGUAUUUCAAGAAUAAGAGCGUUUAUGGAUGGAGUGGUAAGCACAUCGGAAAGAAUGAGUUGCUGGAUUAUGAGAUCGAUAACGAUGAAAAGCCCGUAGUCAAAGAUGCAUUGAUCAAAGCUAUGUUACAAUGUUCGAAGACCUCUCCAGGGUGCAUUAGGGUACUGAAAUCGGCCUUAGCGGUCAUAAUAGGCGAAGAAUAUUCUCAAGGUAGAUGGGAUUCCUUACUCUCCGAAUCCUUGGGGCUGCUCACCGCUAGUGACAUUGAUCUUGCAUACGUGGGGCUCAUAUGUCUGUCUGAGAUCUUUAGAAGUUACCGUUGGAAGGAAAACGACGCUAGACAAGAGUUAGAACAUAUGAUUCUCCAAUAUUUUCCUGAUCUGCUCAGCUUUGCGAAUGACAGCCUUUUACAAGAUGGGAAAAAUAUGAAUAAUCCGAAGAUAGGUGAAAUGGUGAAAUUAAUAUUGAAGAUCUAUAAAUUUGUUACCUACCACGACUUGCCCUUCACAUUACAAAGAAGUGAGAUGUUCAUACCAUGGGCAAAUUUUUUCGUUUCUGUGAUUCAGACGCCUUUACCAGAAGAAGUUUUAUCCAUUAGUGACACUGAUACCAGGUCGCUCAAUCCUUGGGUGAAAUGUAAGAAAUGGUCGUACGCAAUUCUCUACAGACUUUUUCAAAGGUACGGGUCAGACUCUCUCACAAAAAGAUUUAAUUACGACGAGUUCAAGUCACUUUUCAGAGACCAAUUUUUACCACACUUUCUCCAACUCUUAUUUCAACAGGUCGAAUUGUGGGGAAGUAACCGCCUAUGGCUGAGUAAUGCAUCAGUUUAUUACAUACUAUCCUUUAUUGAGCAGACAAUUGUUCAAAAGCAUACUUGGAAGCUGAUUAAAGAGCAUUACAACACCAUACUACAGCAUAUAAUAUCGCCGCUGCUUACUCCAAACGAGGACAUGCUCGACAGUUUUGAAAAUGAUCCUCAGGAAUAUAUCCACCGAAAUUUGGAAUUAUGGGAUGAUAGCUAUUCUCCUGAUCUCGCGGCUUCGUCGCUAUUAACUACAUCAGUAACCAAACGUGGCAAAACAACAUUGGAGCCCACCUUACAGUUUGUCAUUCAAACUUUGCAGGCCAAUAUGAGCACCAUCGAGAAUAUGCCACUUGAGAAUGCGGUCAAAGUCGAGUCCUCUUUAAGAAUCUUCUCGUGCAUUAUUGAUCGUUUGACCGUUAACAAUUCGCCUUACUUGGGUCAAAUGGAAAGCUUCAUGAAGGCUUUUGUUUUCCCAUUUUUCAGCUCCCCUCAUGGUUUUCUAAGGACUCGUGCUUGCGAGAUAUGCUCAAAGGCCGGAGAAGUGCAAUUCGAAGAUUCAACUGUUAUUGAAGUCAUCUACAAGGGGAUCAUGCAGUGUCUCAAUGAAGAAACAGGCUGUCUCCCUGUUCAAUUACUUGCAGCAUUAGCUUUACAGACUUUCAUUCACAAUGAACAAUUUCAACAGGCCCUUUCAGCAGUUGUUUUACCCACGAUGCAGAAAAUGUUGUAUCUAUCAAAUGAGUUUGAAUCGGAUACGAUAUCAGGCGUUAUGCAAGACUUUGUGGAACAAUUUGCGGAACAAUUGCAACCAUUCGGUGUCGAGUUGAUGAAUACUUUAGUACAGCAAUUUUUGAAGCUUGCUAUUGACCUCAACGAUGUUGCAAAUACAGAGGCUAAUAACAUCUUGGAUGCUGACGACGUUCCUGAUGAAACCGAUAAACAGAUGGCUGCGUUGGGUAUUCUUUCUACGACAAUCUCCAUCUUACUUUCGUUCGAAAACUCUCCAGAGAUCGUGAAAAAUCUAGAGCAAUCUUUCUACCCAGCCGCCGAGUUCAUUUUAAAGAAUGGCAUUGAAGACUUUUACCGCGAAUGCUGUGAAUUUGUUGAGAACUCUACCUUCUUGCUGAGGGAAAUAACCCCUAUCUCAUGGAAGAUAUUGGAGCUAAUUGGCGAGGCUAACAGGAAGGAGGAGAGCAUGGUAUCCUUUUACCUGGAAGAUUUUAUGUUAGUUUUCAACAACUAUACGAUUUAUGGGAAGGACGAAUUGAAAAAAAAUGAAUUUUACACAAACAUAAUCUGGGAGGUUUACAGGAAGUCAUCUAUCAGCGAAGAAAGUGAUUUAGACGAGCUAAUUAUUGUCUUCGAUCUUGCUCAGAAAUUGAUUCUGGCUUUGGAAGGUAACCUUCAGGCUUCUUAUAGGCAGCAAUUUUUGGAAGAUGCGAUAAAGAGUAUUGUCGUCGAGAAAGAAACAUUGAAAAAGAAUAUAAUUUUCGGUGUCACUGCCUUCAAUGUAAUAAUUUCCAGCAUAGUAUCAUCGCCUCUCGUUAGUCUUCAAUUCUUAAAGCAUCAUGAGUGCUUGCAAUUUUUCUUCGAGAUGUGGCUCUCCUUUUACGCUCCUAAUGUCAAGAGAAUUUUCGACAUAAAGCUUUCCAUUUUAGCAUUGUUGAGCAUUAUUUGUCAGGUACCGUUAGAAGCAUUUUCUGAGCUCUCGAUGGAAUCUACUGUCCAGCACUUGACGCCAAUCAUGCUCGAACUGGUCUCGAGGGUCCCAGGUGCUUUGAAAAACAUGGAAGAAAGACGUAAGGAGUACUCAUCUGAUUCCUUCAAGCCGGAAGCUUUCAACGACUGGGAAAACGAAGAUGAUGCUUAUGACGACAAUGAAGAAACUGGCGAAGAAGCGCUCAAAGAACAACUUGAACUCCUGAAGGGUGAUUCAGAUGUUCUUAAGUUCGUUAAUGGCCGCUCCUUUGAAGAUGGGGAGAAUUUCGACGACUUGGAAGAGGAUCCCCUCACUGGCUCUAUCCUUGACUCUAUCAACAUCUACGAAGUACUUAAGACAUCAAUGAUGAGCUUACAACAGUCAGACCUGAACAGGUACGCGUGUUUUGUUAAGAACAUGCCCCCAGAAGAUCAAACUCUUCUCUCGCAAUUGCUCAGCUUGUAG